ACAUAGCGCCCCCCACAGUCACCGCGCUGCUCAGCCGGGCUACUCUGACGGACCCGAUCAGCCGUACACUGCCAGCUCCUGGCUCUUACUGCGCAUGCUCCCUGGAUGUAAGGGAAGAGGGUGAAUGUUUCCCAAGUGCUGGAACUUGCUGCCAGUCACAGUGUAUGUGCCUGGCGCCGUGCUUGUAGCGCACUCACUUGUGACACGGAGGGUCAGUCACCGAGCUGUGGGUCUGAUCUCCCUGCCCGGCCCCGGGUGCAGAGCGCUUCCAUUAUAUUAUCCCCAUCAUCAGUCACCACCAGCGCUGCUGCUGCUGCAGCAUUCCCCGGCGCUGCCGGCCCUCCCCUCUGCCCGCCCCCUUACACACACACACACACACCCCACACUGACUGCCUCCUUCCCGAGUUGUUGCCCAGAAAGACAGCCAUUCAAUCAGCUGCUCACACUGCCGGACUUUCUUCGCUCCAAGCCGCGCUCUCUGCUGCUCGGCUCCGGCAUCCCCUGGCUGCUAGACGUCGCCUGUCUCCUGCCCAGCCAGCAGCUUACCGGAGUGGAUCGCUUUGUACAGCCGUGCCCCCAGGACUGUGGUGCAUGCCCAGCCGGGGUCGGGGAGACAGCAUUCAUCUCUCCCCCUGGCAGUAGGUGGGGGCCCCCCGGAGGGACAGACCCUGGAGCUGGCAGGAGCCCGCUGGGGCUUUGCUGGAGACUGGAGUAGCACAAGAUGCUGAACCCGAGCAACGGAGACCAGACCCACAUGGUGACCUAUGUGGAGGAUUACUUGGACUCCAUCGAGUCUCUGCCGUUCGACUUGCAGAGAAAUGUCUCCCUGAUGCGGGAGAUUGACGCCAAGUACCAAGAGAUCCUGAAGGAGUUGGAUGACCAUUAUGAAAAGUUCAGACAUGAAUCUGAUGCAAUACAAAAGAGACGCAUACUGCAGUUCAUCCAAAGAGCUCUUAUUCGUAGCCAAGAGCUUGGCGAUGACAAAAUUCAAAUAGUUAGCCAGAUGGUGGAAUUGGUAGAAAACAGGACAAGGCAAGUAGACAGUCAUGUGGAACUCUUUGAAACAUGCCAAGAUCUGAAUGACAGUACGAGUAAUAGCAGCAAAAAUACACAGGAUAAGUCCAAAAAUGAGGCUGUCUCUCAGACUGAGAAAGCCAGCAAUAAGAGAUCACGGAGACAGAGAAACAAUGAAAAUCGGGAAAAUUCGACUAUUAAUCAUGAUCACGAUGACCUUUCAUCUGGGAUGCCCAAAGAGAAGAAGGCAAAAACGUCAAAGAAGAAAAAGAGAUCCAAAGCUAAAGCUGAAAGGGAAGCAUCUCCUGCAGAUCUUCCUAUUGACCCAAAUGAGCCAACCUAUUGCCUGUGUAACCAAGUUUCUUAUGGUGAAAUGAUUGGCUGCGAUAAUGAAGAAUGCCCAAUAGAAUGGUUCCACUUUUCUUGUGUUGGACUCAAUCAUAAACCAAAGGGAAAAUGGUACUGUCCAGAGUGUAGAGGGGAAAAUGAGAAAACCAUGGGCAAAGCACUUGAGAAAUCUAAAAAAGAGCGGGCUUACAACAGGUAGUCCACAGACACUUGCCACAGGAGAGGAUGAAGGAAAUAUGAGGAAAUGUAUUUAUUGUCCAGACACCUUGUGAAGGUGAUAAGGAUUGCAUACUGUAUAUUUUUUAUCUAGGGAUACACCCAUUCUGGUUGUAGUGACAGCAAUAACAUUACUUUUUCCCCUUUUUGAUAUAAGGUCUGACCGUGAAUUGUCCAUGAAUCUACCAAGUGAGCUGGUUAUUGUCCAUGCCAUGCAUGUAUUCUCAGACUCCGUGUUUCCAGCCUUCCAGCCACAGAUGAGGACUAAUACUGUAUCCGUUGUGGUGGCUGUUUAAUGCACUUCUAAAACUACAAGCACUAUAUCCACACACUUGUUUUCAAACAAAUUGUCACCUAGACACAGCUAUGAUCUGUCCCCUACCUUAUGGCAUACCAUCAUGUGACAUUAUUUUAUUGUAUUGGUCUCUAAGUUUUGGCUUUUGUCAAUAGCCACUUUUUUUUUUAAUUUUUUCUUUCUUUCAGUAUGUCAUGGCUUCAACAUUGUAUUGGCAUGGGAAGGAUAAAGGUCAAGCUUGUUCUGUAGCUAUAUUAUUAUUCCAGGAAUGGAAAAUUCACAACAAGUAUCUUAUUUUUUAAAAGAAUGCAAAAGGUUGCAUUUUACUUGGCGGAUAUUUUAUACUGUAUUCUGGCCUGGAAACCAGGAGAGGCCAUUUUAAAAUAAUUGACUGUUUUUUUUCUAUUGAACCAAACAGUGGUUUAGUAAUAAUACACACCAAUCAAGCUUUAUACAGUCACAGGUAAUAGUGAAGCAAUCCUAAUUUGUAUAAAUGUACAUUUAAAGUGACAUUGCACUUGUAUUAUAAUUGGAAAUGCAGCAAAUGCCAUUGUAUAACCAAUGUGCAUUUCCUUAUGUAUGUAUGUAUGUAUGUAUGUAUGAAGAUUGUACAGCUGUGAUACUUAAAAUAAAUACAGAUCUAUGGAAAAA
Messenger RNA from Pseudophryne corroboree (corroboree frog), 2524 nucleotides. It is a transcript of the gene ING1, whose product is annotated as inhibitor of growth family member 1. Gene Ontology annotation, cellular component: nucleus. The transcript has 2 exons. The coding region runs from base 722 to 1561 and encodes 279 amino acids. NCBI's taxonomy places the organism in Eukaryota, Metazoa, Chordata, Amphibia, Anura, Myobatrachidae. The record is from RefSeq and is a predicted model, not a curated record. Gene Ontology annotation, biological process: positive regulation of DNA-templated transcription.